GAGUCCAUAGCCAAUUGGAACCAUGCCUUGAGAGCUAAGGAUCGUCCGACACCCAAAAAUAAUUACAUAAUUGCAUUAGACAGCUACAAACAUCUUACCUGCACAAAAGUUGGGUGCCAUCAAUGCUCGCUUGAAGUUUACAUCACAUAUGUCCCAAAACUGACCAAACUUCCAGUCAAAGCGUUGCCAAGCUUUGUAUAAUCGAAACUAUCAGAAGAAGAGCAAAAUCUGGGAGGUAAAGAGCAAAAUGGAGAAGAGUGGGAGUGAUGAAAGGAGUAAUAGCAGUGCUAACGCAGAAUCAAGCGACCCAUUCGAGAAGGCUUCCGAGGCGGUCGAAGGCCUGUAUACAAUGAGAGACACAUUUUUUCCAAAGAAUCCCACAGAUAAGAAAAUUAGGAUCCACAGGGAUUCGAACCUCGCACUUUCCAUCGUCGAUUCAAUACUUCCGGAAAAGAGAAAACAAUCUUCAAGAAGAGCUGUUUAUGAAUACCUGAGAGGGAAAGUGCUAGAUGUUUCUCCUGAUUACCGCAAAGAAGCAGAAGACCACCUAUCAAAAGCUGUUAAAUUGGACCCUUCUCUUGCAGAUGCGUGGUUGUGCCUGGGUAAUUGUUUAUGGAAGAAAGGUGAUUUGUCUGGAGCAAAGAACUGCUUUAGUCUAGCUCUGAAGAAGGGUCCUAACAAAAAAAUUCUUCGUCAACUCUCAAUGUUGGAAAGGCGUCUAGCUCAAGGCACUGCUAAUGAGGUGGAUGUAGUGGAAGAAAGUAUUCAACAUGCAAAGAAAGCUGUCAUGUUAGAUGUGAAGGAUGGUCAAUCUUGGUAUGCUUUGGGCAAUGCUUACUUAUCAAGCUUUUUUAUUACGGGAUCAUGGGACCAAAACAAGCUUUUUCAAUCUCUUAAAGCUUAUCAGAAUGCUGAAAAGGAUGAGUUGGCAAACAACAACCCAGAUCUCUAUUAUAACAGUGCGAUGGCAAAUCGUUAUGUGGAAAACUAUGAAAGGGCUCUCAGUGGCUUUGAAGCUGCGAGCUUAAGAGAUCCUGGUUUGAAUGCUGAACAAGAGGUUCAAAAGCUGGUUAGACUUCUCACAAAGUUGGAAGAAUCUAGCAUCAACAAGGGGCAGAUGAAAUCAAAGAGACAUGCAUCACUUUUAUCUUCCUUGGGAAAUGAAAACAUUAAGCUAUCAUUAAAGCCGGUACCCAUGCAGUUCCUGCAUGAAGGCUUGAACAGGGGUUUGGCUGUGAUCGGUAGAGUGCUAUAUUUCAUACCACAUGACAAUGAAGUGCCACUAUACUAUGUAGUUUCUGAUGCUGAGGGAAGCUCUUUUAUCUUGUCUAUUUAUGGUUUGCGUGAUGGUGUGAUCAAAGAGAGUGACACGGUUACAUUAUUAGAGCCUUCCUAUCGUGACAUACAUGUUUGCUGGAAAGACAAGAAUCAUCAUUUCCAGGCAAUUCGUGUAGAUUUUAUGCAGCAAAUUCUUGUGAAUGGGCAUUCUCCAUCAGUUCAGGAUUCAGUUCGCUCAACAAUCCAUGCUCAGCACAUCCUACCAUGAUUUCAUAGUUGGUGCUACUUCACUUUAUACACCAUAACUUUAUGAUGCAUUUUUCCAUCAGAUUCAAACGGAUCAAAUUCAUAAUUGAUACAAGCAUCACUGUGGUGUUCAAUAUUCAAGCCUGACCAACCUUUUUGCCUAUUCUGUGGAAAAUCAUAAUGGUGGGUUCUUCUCUUGUCAGUUUUCUCCCAAUGGAAUGAACUUAAUUGUCUAGUCAGGGAAAUGUAACCUAGUCCUGUCAUUGAGUUCAAAGGCACUUCUGCCUAACUUGGUCGUGUGGACUUCUCAUUCAAGUGAAAUACUCCUCUGUUGUAUAAUAGUACUCAGUUUGUGUGAUGAAAAGCUUGAUAAUGUGAUUUUAAUGUAAUAGAGUACUAUGAGAAUUCUAUAUUGUUUUAAUGUGAAUUUUUCUUAUAGAAUUUGUAUCA
Cryptomeria japonica (Japanese cedar) is the source of this 1974-nucleotide messenger RNA. RefSeq lists its product as uncharacterized. The record is from RefSeq and is a predicted model, not a curated record. Gene Ontology annotation, molecular function: protein binding. The transcript is spliced from 14 exons. NCBI's taxonomy places the organism in Eukaryota, Viridiplantae, Streptophyta, Pinopsida, Cupressales, Cupressaceae. The coding region runs from base 248 to 1546 and encodes 432 amino acids.